GUUAACUUAAAAGACCUCAAAAAUAAAUUUACUAUCUAUUAGUGCACCGCGAUGUUUUCUGAUAUUCAAAUUAUUACUUUUGCAUAGACCUCCCGCCAAUUUCUGACCCAAAUAAAUUCAAAUUAAUCCACAAUUUUUAUAUAUAACACGACAUUUUUCAGUUCCAAAUCGCAUAGCUCGUUUUUGCAACUUUGACUAUCUUUGAGUUAAUAUAUAAUCUCUGUAUAAAACAAAUAUAAUGAUGAACCAUUAUCACUUUGUGGUCUUUUUAAUCACUGUUGCUAUAGUGUGUGCAGUCGAAGCCCAAGAUUCUCCCAGAAUUGUUAAUGGAACUGACGCUGAAGAAGGAGAGUUUCCAUUCGCAGUAUCUCUACGAUAUAAAUCCCGUCACACUUGUGGCGGCACAAUUCUAAACGAAAAAUACAUUCUAAGCGCUGCUCACUGUGUUUGUAACAACCAAGAACCAAGAAAUAGCAGUUAUUACUCUAUUCAGUAUGGCCUUAACAAAAUAUUUCCUGAACCAAUAAACACAAUCAAUAUAUCAAAAAUUUAUUGCAAUCAGUUCAACUCUGAGGCCCUCAUAUACGAUUCUGCUGUAUUAGAGCUAGAAUCUCCGCUUCCUGAUAACGAGAGCUGGAAGCCUGUAAAACUAGCUGAAAACUUUGUAACAGCAGAACCACAAAAUGGAUUAAUUAUUGGUUGGGGCAAAACAGGGCAUGACAAACCUAUAUCAAUAGUUCUUCAAAAACUGGAGGUAGAUAUUUAUGAUGAUGAGACUUGUGGAGCUUCUAUGAACAAUGUACACCAUAUUUGUUUUGGAGCCCUGUCAGGAGGGGCCUGUAAUGGAGAUUCUGGAACAGCUCUUUUAGUUGAUGAUAUGCAAGUUGGAAUUGCUUCUUUUAUCACGAACAAGUGUGGUAUAGCUACAAAGAAGCAUCCUAAUGUAUAUUCACGUGUUUCUACUUACUAUGAGUGGAUAAAUAACAUAAUAAAAGAAGAUUCUCUUUAAAUAAAUAAAUAAUAAAUAAAGUCUAUGUUACUU
Molecule: messenger RNA, 1042 nt
Organism: Sitophilus oryzae (rice weevil)
Lineage: Eukaryota; Metazoa; Arthropoda; Insecta; Coleoptera; Curculionidae
Product: chymotrypsin-1-like
Exons: 7
Coding region: 239-1009 (256 amino acids)
Biological process (GO): proteolysis
Molecular function (GO): serine-type endopeptidase activity
Source: RefSeq, a predicted model, not a curated record